UCCAGGUAGGCAGAUACUUACAAGUCGGUGCCUUUACUUCUUCGAGUCAGUGAAAGGACUGAAUCAUUGUUUCAACCAAUCAAUUCUCUGACGAGCGGGCUGAUUUCACGAUCCUCUUCUGCUUCCUCAUUAGACUUCGCCGGAUCUGACACCGGGGCAUCCUUUUGUAAUCAUCACCUGAGGAGAAUCUAAAUAUCGACACAUAGACCCAACCUACAAAGCAAUACAGAGGAAGGACGCAUAAUUUUAUCUUGUUGCCUUGAACUUCUUGGUGUAUGCAAUUGAUCCUUUCCAGUAAAGGUUCUCGUGCGCCAUGGGCGAAGAGGACGACGACUUCAUAUGUCAGCCGCCCCCAGGACCCCCUCCGCUGCUAUCGAAAGAGCAACUGCUCCAUCUUGCGCGGCAAGGCUGGCUCAGCAUUCCGCUGCCAGAAACGCUGUCGGAGAUAACGGACAACCUAUUCAAAACCUCGACGCGCUUCUUUGAGCUACCGGACCAGGAAAAGGAGACGCUUUAUCCCUCCAAGGCUGGGACUGAGUUUGGCCUCUACACUGUUCCCAACGAGAAGGAAUACAUCACGCUUCGCUGUCGCAUUCAUUCAACCAACGGCUCAAAAUUAUCGUCAUCGCAGUUGCCUCUCGUACAGGCCCUCGAAGACAAUGCAGCUAGAGAGUGGCAAGAAGGUGCACUUCUGUUGUGGCGCAUUCUAUGUGAUAUUACCCGCUGGUCUGAUCUUGACAUAUCCAUAUGGAACGACAUCCUCGACGGCACCCUGGCAAUGCCAGAGUCGGAGGAACAAAUGACAUAUACGCUCCUGCGUCUCUUUCGAUACCAGCCUGCUUCUGGAUUUGCUGAAAGGCACACCGACCUGGGGUUAUUGACCAUCUGCAUAGGUGACCGUGGCGGUCUCGAAGUCCUUGAUCGGCUCAAAUCCACGGAUGAGAACCCCGUGUGGAUUGACAGCGGGGCCAGACCGCGCAUGGCGACGAUUCUGGUCGGGCAGACACUCAAGGCGUUGUCCAACGGAAUGCUAAACCCCGGUAUCCAUCGGGUCGUGGAAACUCCAAGCGGCAGGAACAGCGUUGUUUUUGCGCUACGACACUCAUCAAAGCAUGCCGUUGACUUCGGCUUGUUUGGCGGACAAGGGCUUGUCAGCGCAAGUGACUUGUGGAAGUUCGUCCAGGUCGGCAAGGUCAACAUAAACUCCAUCAAGGAAAGGAGAGACGCCCAAAGGGCGAAGUUCAAAGCCGAGAGGUUGGCGGCAGGGGAUCAUCGGGGAUGGGAUCUAGGUCGAGGCUGAGACCAACCGAUCACUUGGAUAAAGUCUCGUCAUUGACGGGUCAUGCCGAUUGAGUAACCUCUUUUACUAGGCUCACGACCCGCUUUGCAAGUGCUUCUGAGUCGGGCGGAAACCUCGCUGACAAGUAGUUAUAACUCGGGUCCUCGACAACAAAGCUGUCCAAGUCAGCACCAAGAAGCUAGGAGUCUUCAACUAGACUUACGGACUAGGGCUCUUGCUGUUCUUGAAUUGCGCCCUGUCU
Messenger RNA from Cladophialophora immunda, 1541 nucleotides. RefSeq lists its product as uncharacterized. Gene Ontology annotation, molecular function: dioxygenase activity. Lineage: Eukaryota; Fungi; Ascomycota; Eurotiomycetes; Chaetothyriales; Herpotrichiellaceae. The transcript has a single exon. The coding region runs from base 314 to 1300 and encodes 328 amino acids. The record is from RefSeq and is a predicted model, not a curated record.